Messenger RNA from Myotis myotis, 1700 nucleotides. RefSeq names its product neuraminidase 4 (gene NEU4). NCBI's taxonomy places the organism in Eukaryota, Metazoa, Chordata, Mammalia, Chiroptera, Vespertilionidae. The record is from RefSeq and is a predicted model, not a curated record. Gene Ontology annotation, biological process: oligosaccharide catabolic process; ganglioside catabolic process. The transcript is spliced from 4 exons. Gene Ontology annotation, molecular function: exo-alpha-sialidase activity. Gene Ontology annotation, cellular component: lysosome; cytoplasm; membrane. The coding region runs from base 64 to 1515 and encodes 483 amino acids.
GCAGGCAGGCAGUCCUGUGGCCGCACCACAGCCCGCUGUGCGGCUUCCCUGCGGUGCCCGGGCAUGGGGGCGCCCCGAGUCCCCACGCGGACCGCGCUCUUCCAGAGCGAGAGGAGCGGCCUGACCUACCGCGUGCCCGCGCUGCUGCCCGUGAGCCCCGGGCCCACCCUGCUGGCCUUCGCGGAGCAGCGGCUCAGCCCCAACGACGCGCACGCCCACCGCCUGGUGCAGAGGUGCGGCACGCUGGCGGGGGGCUCCGUGCGGUGGGGCGCCGCCCAAGUGCUGGGCACCGCGGCCCUGGAGGAGCACCGGUCCAUGAACCCCUGCCCCGUGCACGAUGCACGCACCGGCACCGUCUUCCUCUUCUUCGUGGCCAUACGCGGCCAAACCCCCGAGCUGGCGCAGAUCGCCACGGGCAGGAACGCCGCGCGCCUCUGCUGCGUGACCAGCCGGGACGCGGGGCGCACGUGGGGCAGCGCGCGGGACCUCACGGCGGAGGCGGUGGGCGCCACGGAGCGGGACUGGGCCACGUUUGCCGUGGGCCCAGGCCAUGGCAUCCAGCUGCGCUCGGGCCGCCUGCUGGUGCCGGCCUACACCUACCACGUGGACCGGCGGGAGUGCUUCGGCAAGAUCUGCAGGACCAGCCCGCACGCCUUCACCUUCUACAGCGAUGACCAUGGCCAGACGUGGCACCAUGGCGGCCUCCUGUCGAACCUGCGCUCGGGCGAGUGUCAGCUGGCUGUGGUGGACGGAGGGCAGGCGGGCAGUGUCCUCUACUGCAAUGCCCGGAGCCCCCUGGGCAGCCGUGUGCAGGCCCUCAGCACAGAUGAGGGCACCUCCUUCCUGCCGGGAGAGCUGGUGCCCACCCUAGCCGAGACGGCCCGGGGUUGUCAGGGCAGCAUCCUGGGCUUCCCAGCCCCACCCUCUAAUAGGCCUGGCGAUGAGGGAUGGUCAGUGGGCUCCAGGAAGACUCCCUUUCCUCCAAAUCUCUGUCCUGGAGCCCAUGAAUCCCCGAAGGAGGGGGCUGGAGACACCCAAAGGGGUGGGGGGGUUGGUGGGACUAAGGGACAUGGGGACGGGGCAGAGGGAUCAGGGGACCCUAGCCCAGGGCCUGAGCUCAGUGAGGACAGGAGCGCCUGGCCCCUGCAGCUCCCUAGGCUCCCUGCUGCCCUGCCUCAGAGCCCCACGUGGCUGCUGUAUUCCCACCCAGCGGGACGCAGGGCUCGGCUCCACAUGGGUGUCCACCUGAACAGGUCCCCCCUGGACCCCCACAGCUGGACGGAGCCUUGGGUGAUCUACCAGGGCCCCAGCGGCUACUCUGACCUGGCAUCCAUCGGGCCCACCCCUGAGGGCGCCCUGACCUUCGCGUGUCUAUAUGAGAGUGGAGCCAGGGUGUCCUACGAGGAGAUCUCCUUCUGCGUGUUCUCCCUGCGCGAGGUCCUAGAGAAUGUGCUUCCGGGCCCCGAGCCAACCGGCCUGGGGAGCAAGCCUCGGGAGCAGUGCUGGCCCUCCUGAAGGGCCCUCUGACCAGGCCUGGCCAGGUGCACCCAGGAGGAGGGGGAGGGCAAGGGCCUGGGUGGAGCUCUGGGUGAUCCCGCAAGAAGCACCUUUGACCUUUGACUUCUUCAUGGAGAGCCCUGAGGGUAGGUCUUCAUGAAGGACCCUGUAUAAGGACACAGAAGUUCAGUUUUUUUUUUUUU